AUCCUAUGACAUACCCGUUGGGAUUUUUCUGAUAACUUAUCUGCCUCUUGUUUUUCAUUCACCUCCAACGUCCAUUGGUAGCUAGUUGGAGUUUUAAGAGUGCCUUUCUUUUAUUAAGUCUUGUUCGUGCUAAGUUCUGUCAGGCAAUUCAAAGCUAAUUUCCGCUUCAUCCGGUCAAAAGGUUAGCCAUAAAGGAUGAGCUUUCACAAUGCUUCAAAUGAUUGAUAAGAUAGUACCUGAAAUCAUGAACCACAAGCCAUGGCUUUGGAGGAAAAAGUCUAUGGAGAAAACAAUCUUUGCUGAGGACAAAGAUGUCAGUCCUUCUAGACCUAUCGAAGAAGAGGUACACAAACUCCCAGUAACUAAAGAAUCUGGAUCCGAAGGAUCAUCAAUGAGUCUAAAUGAGAAGUUGGCAACAGUCCUUCUUGAUUCUCAUUCUAGAGAUGACCCUUCAGCAAAACAUGACCAAAAGUCUCAACAGGAAAUGAGAGAAAAAAUAGGUAUGGACAAGACAAAACAGGAAGUAAAAUGUGCUGAAGACUUGGAUGAAAAAGCGUCUUCUGUGACUGUUUCUCCUGCAGAUGCAACAUUGAAGGAACCUUUGCAGCCACCAAGCUGUGUUCAAGAAGAAAAAGAGAAAAAGUUGAAUGGUGCCAUUCUAAAGAUAGCAAUAGAAGAUGAGAAGAUUCAGAAAGAAUUGGAAGAGAAGUUGAGGAUAACAAGUAAAAGGAUAGAUGACCUAACUGCCGAGAAUUCUCAUCUUACUAAUGCCUUGCUAACCAAGGAAAAAUCAAUUGGGGACCUAGUAAAAUGUAAGCAAGAAGCAGAUGCUGAGUUUAGUACACUGAUGACUAGAUUAGACACCACAGAAAAGGAAAAUUCUUUUCUAAGAUACGAGUUUCACGUUCUGGAGAAGGAACUUGAGAUCCGGAAAGAGGAGACUGAUUAUAGCCGUCAGUAUGCAGAUGCCUCUCAUAAACAGUACCUUGACUGUUCUCAGAAAGUGUCCAAGUUAGAAGCCGAGUGUCAAAAACUCCGUCUUAUGCUACAAAAAAGACCACCUGGUUCUGCUGGUAUGGUGAAUAUGAAGAAUGAAGUUGGAAUGAUGAGAAGAAGAAAGUCCAAUUCCAACAGGGAAUUGAUCAACAAAAGCAAUGAUUUUGGAAACUCUUCUGAUGUAUCUGAGAAAAGUUUGGCCUUAAUGAUCAGACGCUUGCAAGAUCUGGAUGAGGAGAACAAGGCUCUCAAAAGAAUUUUAACCAAGAAAAAUUCUGAACUGGAAUCUUCUAGGCUAAUGUAUGCUGAAACAGCUUCCAGAUUAUCGCAGGCUGAGAUUCUACUUAGAAAGGUUUCUGAAAAUCAGAAGUGGAUGGAGCUAGCUAGGUGUUAUCCCACAUCAAAUGAACUUCCUUUGAUGUCGAAUUGUGACAUUUAUAGUGAUGAUGAGGCUAUCUCUUCUGGAUCCUGGGCGAAUGCUCUUAUUUCAGAACUUGAACAGUUAAGAACUUCAGAGGCUAAAGUUCGUAAGAGUAGUAAACCCACUGAAGUUUCAGACAUGAGUUUCAUGGAUGACUUUGUUGAGAUGGAAAAACGAGCUAUAGUUUCUAUUGAUACACCUAAAAGAAGAUGCUUCUCUGAUACAAGUGGUAGGGAGCUAGUGCCAGUUGAACAAGAUCUUCUUGGAUUCAGUGAGAGGAAAAAGGAGAUACAAUUCAAACAUACAACUAAAACAUCAUUUGACUGGCUUCAGAUUGUUUUGAAUGCAAUCUUAGAGGAGAAAAACAUAUCAAAACGAGGUCUUCAUGAACUGUUUGAUGACAUAAAAAUUGCUUUGGAUUGCAUGAAUCACCCAACUUGUAAACCUGACACAGAAGCAAAAAGCAGGCAACACUUAAGUUCUAAUUUGAGAAAGUCAAUCCACAGGAUUAUCAACCUCAUUGAAGGUAUUGCUCCCAAGCCAUUUAUGUGCAACAAUUGUUUAGAUUGUUUGGGGGAGAAUAAGCAUUCAGACACAUCCCAGUCAUCAACACCCAAAGACUAUUUUGUUCAUGUUUUCCAAUGGAAGGUAACAGACUUAAAUCCUCUCCUGCACCAACUUGUUCACACCUGCAAGGAUUUGUUAACAGGGAGAGCUGAUUUUGAAAAUUUCACUGAGGAAGUAGCAUUUGCUUUGGACUGGAGCUUUAAUAACUGUGCCACCUCCACAAAUGCUGCAAUUGCAAGGGAUAGGAUCAAGAAGCAUUUUAGCAGCCAUUUAUCACAAAAUGAAAAUAAAAUAGAUGAUGAAGAUGAACAGGCUUCUCAAUCAGCCUCAUAUGCAUAUCAAGAAGAUCAGUGUGAGCUCUUCAACACAAAGAAUAGUCAGUGUGAUCUCCUUGAAGACAUUAGGAAGUUAAAAGAUGAUUUGAGGAAUGCAAAAUCUGCGAAGAAAGACUUGGAAGAAAAGCUGCUGUCAGUAACAGAUGAGAGUCAGAACUUGACAAAACAAUAUCACGGAGCACAGAAUAACAUCAAAGGUUUAGAAUCUGAAAUAGAGACACUGAAAGAUCAGAUUGAGAAACAAAAGAUAAUAAAUGAAGACCUUGAUACACAGCUUACAAUGGCUCAGGUUAAGUUAAAUGACAUUUUCCAAAAAUUUUCGUCCUUAGAAGUUGAAUUAGAGGAUAAAAAUAACUCCUGUGAGGAAUUAGAAGCGACGUGUCUAGAACUUCAACUCCAAUUGGAGAGCAUUGCAAAGAAGGAAUCUCCAACAUAUGGCAGAUACGAAGUAGAAAAGAUAUACCAAACUGGCUGGGAGAUCACAACAGCUUCAUCAAAGUUGGCAGAGUGUCAAGAAACCAUCUUGAACCUCGGGAAACAACUGAAGGCACUUGCUUCAUCUAGUGAAGUACCACUUUUUGACAAGGUUGUCUCCACAACUAGUACUGUGGCCAAUCCAACCCAGAAGAAGAACUUGAUCAAACGAUCCUCUCUACGCAAUCAAAUGCAAGCUGAGGAUGAAGCUAAAGGAAUUAUCCGUAAGUCUUUCCAAACUGAAGAAACUGGAAGAGAAAAAGAUGCCCAAAUGCCACCCAUUCUUCAAUCUGAAACCGAAAAAUCUCUGCAAAGUUCUGAUGACUUAGUUAAUUCUGAAGAGAAAAAUGAUAGAAGCAAAGGCACAGGAUCAAUGGCAAUUGUGCCAGGUAAAAAACAAGUAGGCUUUGGUUUCCUGAGAAAGCUGAUGUCAAGACGAAACAAAGGGAGGACUAAGGGAACCAAGUUAUUAGCCAAAGCAUGACUAAGAAGGAUCUUGUAUAGAUUCUAAUGCAACAUGUUUUAUCAGUUUGCAAUGGCUUAUUUGAUUUGAGAUGAUUGAGGUCGGGAGUUGAAACCGAAAGACUGAGAACAAAGGUUUGGUAAUGUAAAUAUAGCUGAUGUACAUAUUCAUUGCCAUUUGAGGUUAAGCCAUUCAUGUUUGGAAUGUUUUCUGUUUGCUUUUAUUAAAAUAUGAUAUUCCUUUCUUUUUAA
Molecule: messenger RNA, 3507 nt
Organism: Vigna radiata var. radiata (mung bean)
Lineage: Eukaryota; Viridiplantae; Streptophyta; Magnoliopsida; Fabales; Fabaceae
Product: filament-like plant protein 7
Exons: 7
Coding region: 209-3277 (1022 amino acids)
Source: RefSeq, a predicted model, not a curated record